Messenger RNA from Ctenocephalides felis (cat flea), 728 nucleotides. RefSeq names its product protein drumstick-like. The coding region runs from base 337 to 585 and encodes 82 amino acids. Lineage: Eukaryota; Metazoa; Arthropoda; Insecta; Siphonaptera; Pulicidae. The record is from RefSeq and is a predicted model, not a curated record. Gene Ontology annotation, molecular function: RNA polymerase II transcription regulatory region sequence-specific DNA binding; DNA-binding transcription factor activity, RNA polymerase II-specific. Gene Ontology annotation, biological process: regulation of transcription by RNA polymerase II; embryonic pattern specification; embryonic hindgut morphogenesis. Gene Ontology annotation, cellular component: nucleus. The transcript has 2 exons.
AAAUAACGUGCCGUAAAAACAAACAGCGAUCAUAUAAUCUUGUUUAAAAAGCUAACAAAAUAAUUUUUUGUCAGCUCGCCAAAUAUAGCAAGUGCAGCGAAGUGUUUUACGAGGGACUCAUUCUAAAUAUUUUUUUUACGCAAGACGUGAAAAUAAAACAUAAAAUAUAUAUCUUGUUAAUGUAUAUUAAAACAAACUGAGACCGACGGAAGCAGAAGGUGCCGUGUGCAGCGGCGAGCGUGUAUAGUAAAGACUCGUGCUGAAAAGCAAGGGCGGCAAAAGUAAAGUAAAUCGAAUAUUAUUUCAAAGAAGCCCUUUUACCCGCACGGCUAAAAAAUGUUCGCGGUUAUGCAAAUCGACAACGAUUCGCGCGCGCACGACUUCGGUCGCCGCAAGGUUCGGCCCAAGUGCGAGUUCGUGUGCCGCUACUGCCAGCGCCGCUUUACCAAGCCCUACAACCUGAUGAUACACGAGCGCACGCACAAGUCGCCUGAGCUCGCCUUCUCCUGCGAGGUCUGCGGCAAAUCCUUCAAACGCCAGGAUAACUACCGCCAGCACAGAUGCAAUCAGUGCAUCUGGCGGUGAGGAGCGGGCGUGCCAUGGGCAGUUGUCCGCGCGGCGGGUGGUGUGGGUGGCAGCACGGCUUGUGGUGGGUUGGUGACGGAACAGUAACACGACAAACAAAACAUACAUACACACUUGACACAAACAACUCAAUACCAAAUUAG